AUGAGUCCACCAAAAUCUUUUGAUGAUAAAAAACCUGUUGUUGUUAAAUCGAAAAGGGGGAGAAAAGCUCUUGCAGUGAGAGAAGGACAUAUUGACACGACCGGAAGAACCCAUAUAAUGACGGUCAGGAGAACGAAACCUCCGACACCAAAAAAGAAAACAACAACUCCAAAACCUAUAAAACAAACAAAUAUUUAUUGCAAACGAUGUGAACAAAGCGAUAAAUAUAUCGACCUUCUUAACGAUCGAAUUGGAAAAUUAGAAGCUUUGGUAAAUAAAUUAACUAACGGAUCAAAACUCAAUGAUGAUGAUGAUAAUAAACAACAGCCAUUUUUUCAACCUGCUAUUCAAACCCAAAAUAUUUCCAAUAUUGGGACGCAGGAACUUUUAAACCUUUCUAGUCAAAUUAGCAUCGAGCUUUUUGAAAGGUUUGAUCAAAUACAACUACAAACACCUAUACAACCUCCGAUACCCACGACAACUUUAACUCCACCCGUGAGCCCUUUUCCUACUUGUGAACAAGUGGAUUUCACGGUAGAUUGGAACGUAUUUCCUCAGUUUACCCAACCUUAUUAA
This is a messenger RNA of Funneliformis geosporum, 576 nucleotides long. Lineage: Eukaryota; Fungi; Glomeromycota; Glomeromycetes; Glomerales; Glomeraceae. The record is from the annotation of a GenBank genome assembly.